Molecule: messenger RNA, 391 nt
Organism: Ostrinia furnacalis (Asian corn borer)
Lineage: Eukaryota; Metazoa; Arthropoda; Insecta; Lepidoptera; Crambidae
Exons: 3
Coding region: 8-391 (127 amino acids)
Source: RefSeq, a predicted model, not a curated record
UAUUCCUAUGGCCAUUCUGAAACUGGUCGGGCUCAGGGUCACCAGGAAAGAUUCUAAGCUCGUGAAGUUCUGCUGGGAUCUGUUCUACUGGUUCGAGUUCGCCAACCUGUUCGUGGUGACGUGGCUGGAGUUGAUCAACAUGGCGGAGACGGCGCGCGGCGGCUCCUUCCAGGACGCCGUCGAGAUCUUCCGCAUGAUGCCGUGCGUCGGCUACCUGCUGCUAGCCAUGGCAAAGUCCUACAAAAUAGUCUACUACCGUCCAAUCUACGAGAACUUAGUGAGCGAGCUGCGAGGCAUGUGGCCGCGCGGUCGCGUCACCAAAGAGGAAGACGCCAUCAUCAGCACAGCACUCAGGCAGCUUAACUACGUCGUCCAAGGUAAGCAGAAGUGA